This is a messenger RNA of Stylonychia lemnae, 3180 nucleotides long. The record is from the annotation of a GenBank genome assembly. Lineage: Eukaryota; Ciliophora; Spirotrichea; Sporadotrichida; Oxytrichidae.
AUGAGUUAAAGUGAUUUCAUGGUCUAAAUUGAUGUAAAAUACUAAUGCUCAAAAGGUUGUGAUAAGCAAUUGGAAAUAAAUUCAUUUAGAAACGGUGAUCCUCAUGAUUUUAUAUUAGAAACUGUGUCAACAAAUGAUGGAGAUAAUGCUGAGAUGGCAUUUGCGUGGACACCUUGUCUCUCAAAUAUAACAGAUAAUUUGACACUUCAGAUUAGAAAUUUGAGAGAAUCUGUGAAUGUUAAAGUUGCCUAUUAACUGUUGCAAAUCUAAUAAUUUAGUUUUGCCUGUAGCUACUCAAUUCUUCAACCAGAAAGCAGAUAAUUCCAUGGAUUUACCUACCAGUAAAAUGGUGAUGCAUGGCUAUUUGGUGGUAUUAAUAAUAAGAACCAGACCUUAGGAGAUUUUUGGAAACUUGAUACAGAUUCAAUGUCUUGGGAACAUAUAAGCUAGACUUAAAUUGACUCUUCAAAAAUAACAUUUGAAAGUUUUCCAGAAGCAAGAUAUGGCCAUAUAAUGGAAACUUAUUAUGACUACAUAAUUUUAUUUGGGGGUAUCAACUAAAAAAGUUAAUGGCAGAAUAUCAAAACUUAGAAAUCAUAAAUUUCUGCAAACAAGGUAGCUUAUGCUUCUGGAAAAGUUGCUGAACAAGAAGGUUAGUUAUAUAUCUUAUGUGGUAAGACUACUAAUGGUCCUACAAAUGAAGUCUGGAGGCUAGAUUUAGAGAAAGUCAUACAAUAUGUCGAGAAUCCCCUCAGACACUUAAAUAAAACUUAAAUUUGGUCUCAAAUAGCACUUGAGACUCCCCUAAGAAGCAGAUAUGGACAACAAUCUGAAUUCAUUUUUCCAAAUACAAUACUAGUAAUGGGAGGAAUAGGUGAGAAUCAAGAGAAUAUUUAAGAAAUAUAAUAAAUUUAGCUAAAUGAACUAAAGGUAUAUUCAGUGAAGAAAAAGUUCUCUGGUGAAUUUCCAGAGCCAAGAGCUUUCACAGAUAUGACUCAUAUUAGUGGGGGUAUGCUAGUUCUAUAUGGAGGUUAAAACUCUCAAAAUCAAAUAUUUAAUGAUUACUGGCAUUUGAAGCUUGACAUUUAAAAUCAUUAGAUAGAAGCUUUUCAAAUAUAAUAAGAAGAUUAUUUAACACCUAUUGGGAAAGCCCUUCAAAUAAGGCUUACUCCGUAGAUUAUCAUUCAAAAAAAUUAAGAUUUACCAAUUAUUUAUGGCUCCUCUAGACCAUAAUAUUAUUUUGAUAGCUCUGAUCUCUUAAUGGUAAAGGAUUAGAGAUGCAUAUCUACACAAGAAUAAGAAUCUUUAAACUGCAUUCCCUGUGGAAUAGGAUCUUAACUAAAUAAUAAAACAUGCCAGCCAUGUGAUCUGAAUAGCUAUUGGGUAUUUGAUUAACAAGUUGGAUCAAGAUGUGAAAUAUGUCCAGAUGGUACAGAGCGAUCUCAAAAUUAAGUUUUUGGAUGCGAUCCUUGUUAAGCAGGGUUUUUUUACAAAAAUUCAACAGUAAGAUGUAAAGCCUGCAAAUUAGAUGAGAUUUGCCCUAUUGCUAGUGCAACUGCUUUCCCUGAAAAUCUUGAACCGGAGUUCUAAAAGAUUACUCAUAGAAAUGACCCUCCUCUCUACCAAAAUACUUCAUAAAUGAUAGGAACAUGUGUAUUUUUUAAUCAAAGGAAAACAAUCAGAAGACUAUACACUUGGGAUUUUAUUCCCAUAACUAGUGGUACUAAAUAAAAUUUUGUUGGGGGUAUAAUUACAGUCCUCUAUUCUAUGACAAUUAUUAUUCUAGUAUCUGGAAUCAUUAUUAAAUACUUAUUUUUCAACAAGAGAAUCGAGGGAACCUAAUUAGCAGGAUUUGAAAAAACUAAAGAUAUUCUUGUAUCAUAUCAACUAAGUUUAUAGCUUUAUGCCUCUUAAUAUUCUGAAAGACCGUUCGACAUUUGCGAUUUAUCGCAAUCCUAUCUUAAUCUAACUUCAUCAUAUCAUUAUGAGACGGCAAAAAUGAAAAUUAAGUGUACUCAGCAAUCUUAUGACCCACUAGGUAAAAUAGGCUAGAAGAGAGUUAAGGCGUAGAGUCUUUUAUAUAAUAUCAAAAUUAUCUGCGAGGAUUGUGUAAAGAAAGAUCCUACCAACUCUCAUAUUGAAAUAGCUAUUGGCUAGCUUAAUGAAUUUGAAAAGUAGAGCUUUUAUAUUCAUUUCUUCCAGUGGGAAUUCAGUAGUAUCUGGUCAAAAGAAGUUGAUGAAGCAGAAUAGUGCGAGGGUUGUUCAUAGGUAAUAGGGUUUACAACACCAGAUUCAUCAGACCAAUAAGAUUUCAAUUUCUAGGAAACAUUUAGAGGUGACUAACCAACAGUGGUGAGCAUUUUGCUCACCCCCACAUUUUAUUAGAAUAUGAUUGAUGAAAUAGAACUCACAGGUUACAGAGCUCAUCUCUAGAAUAUUGAAAAAGGGUAAACUGUCAAUUAUAGACAGGCAAUGAAGAUUGAUAAUCAAACUCUCAGGUAGACAAUUGGCCAUUCAGAAGUUAAUGACUAAUUUAAAAUACAAUUCUAAAUGAGUCUCUCUUCAAACAUCUAUUAGAUCAGAGUUAUAUAGUUGAAAAAUAUUCUAGAGGCUUUGGCAGAGGUGAUGGGAUUCUUAGCAGGUUUUUCAUUUAUUGCGAGAUUUAGCAAGCACAUCCUAGUUGCAAAUAAAGUGGGCAAAAUAUAUGAUAAGUAAAUCGAGGAUCAUAUGGCAAAAGUGUAGCAAAUUAAGAAUGACAAGAUGAGUGAAAUAAGUCUAUCUAGUUCCCCCAAAAAGAAUGUUGACAUUUAUCUCAAUGGAGUUAAAUAGGUAAGUUCUUAGCGAAGAGAGGCAUCUACUUCACCGUACAGAAUAAGAAAUAAGGCUGCUAGUGAAUAUGAUGCCAACUUGCAAUUUGGCUUAAACCCUAUCACUGAUAGAAACAAAAACAAAGAUUCUUAAUUUAAAAGAAAGAAAUACGACAAGAAUGUAGCAGACUCAGAACAAAGUCCAGAAAAAGAAUCCAAUUUGAGCGUCAGAGCCCCAGAAAGAAACUAAGUAAUGACAAGAACAGAAAUUCCUUAAUAAAACUAGAAAAAUAAAUUUGGCAGUGAUGAUGACGACGAGAUUGAGGACAAUUUCAAAAUUUUCUAUGGAGAUUUAAGACAUAAGAGGGUAUGA